GUAAACCAUAUGAGAUGUGAGGUGAUUCAAGAUGUCUUUAGCACUCAAGGUGAGUCGCUUUCAUACAAAUUAUUUGUUUUCUAUCUUUCUUCCUCGAUUUUAGGAUGUAGAAGUGAGCGAACAUUCCCCACAAAUAUCAAGUGUGCCUUCUGGGUAUUUUUGAUGUUUUUAUUCGCAGGUCAGAAAAUUAUAGACGAAUGUUUACCUUCCAUUGAGGGCGUUAAGAUGAAUUGAAGUGAAUCUUAAUUGAUCCAGUGUCAUAGAUUUUCUGGGCAGAAUAAUCUUGAAUCUAAUAGGAAAUUUCCUAUAUACCGUACUCAUUGUCAAAUUUGAUGUCUAUCAGAAUGCGUAAUGAAGUUUUUACUGAUUCAUGUUGGAGUGCCAAGCUCAACUUACUCUUAUCAAAAACCUAAAGUGACUCAGUGUUCGUUACAAUACAAUGAUAAAUAUCUGAGACGAAGAUUACUCUAGGGAAAAGUUUUGGAUUAUCGUUUUAAGGAUAUUUGGAUCCGUAGUGAUUUAUAAUAAGAGGUGUUCGAAUUCUCAGUUAAAUCCAGACACCGAUGAAUCAUGCGACAUUUGGUGCUGAAGCGUUUGCUACGCAGCUAGUUCAGACUACUAUUUUUAAAAUAGUCUACAAUGGAUCCAAUCGUGUACAAAACCGAGUUAGUUAAUUCAACAUAGUCAAUUCAACAUAGAAUGAAAUGAAAAUUCUGAACCCGUUGUGUCUUUUUCAUAAAGGCCACCUGAAAUAAUAAUCCAUGGUUUCCGAAUGUUACUCGCUCUUUGUUCUUUCGAUCGUUCCCUGCGUCAGAGAAUCUAUGUAGCCUCGUUCGCAACCGUCGUCUCAGCUCGUCACGCCAAGCGCUUUUUUUCCCAAGUCAAGGUGUCGCGUGAGUGAAUAGACAAUUUGAUAUUUUGAUUUUGUUUUUGUUUUAUGCCUCCUCAUAGAUAGCAAUAUGUGCGUUUGCUGCCAUAUUGACCUGUUCCGUUCAGUGUGUCAAGAGCGCAAGUAAGUUUGAAAUGUUUGAUCAUUUAAUAUGAAGACAACUGAAUCCUCCGACCCCACCCCAUAUGAAAAAAAAAAAUGAAAUUCCAGAAUUAGUAGAUUAAUUUACCGUAUUUCUACGAAUAAGCGCCCGGACAAGAUUUCGGCUAAUAAGGAGGGCGCUUAUUCAAGGGGGGGGGGGAGGGGAGGGGGGGGCUUAUUAAAUUAGCACCAAGAGAAUAUAAACUGAGAGAACUUAUCCCCCAUAGGUAGCACGACAGUAGGAAAAAAAAAUUAAAUAAUAGAUAACGCACGUAAAGGAAUUCUAGAAGCACAUGGAGAUGGAAAUAACUGGAAGUUAAACUAAGGAAAAGAAACUAUUCUCAUGUACUGAUCACCUUUGUAGUUGAAGCUUAAAAGAUAUAAAUAAAGUGGCAAGAGAAACAGGCUAUCCUAUCCCCCCCCCCUCAAUAUCUUGAGGGGGGCGCUUGUUUGACAUUAUAGCCAAGGGGGUGGGCGCUUAUUCGAGGAAAUACGGUAUUAUGACUUGAAUUUACUUGCGUUACAUUAUUUAACUGUAGGGUCUGGAAGGAAAGGUUGCGCACAAGUGCUCCGAGACUUAAAGAGGAAUCCACCGAAUCAUACCGUGAUCCACAUCAACAUACGCUUAUCCAAAGCAAAAUACAUUUGUCAUAAAGGAUUCAUUUUGUCCGGAUCUGAACUGCGGACUUGCAGGAGAGGGAGAUGGAGAGAGAAAGAGGACCCCAAAUGUUUAGGUAACAUUAAAUGAUUCAAAAAUAAUUGAAACCCCAUAGCUCCUGGGCUUUUCCCUCGACAUUGUUCAUUUUGUUUUACUUUACGUUUUAUGAUUUAUUUCAAAAUUCUCUCAGGUGUAUAUCUACAUGUAUGUCUUUACCUCCUGUUGUCUUUUAGUUCCCAGACCUUGUGGAAGACCAAAGGUUAUACCACACCUUAAAUACACAGGUUCAAGUUUUAACUUCAAGGAUGAUUUGAAGUAUGAAUGUGACGUCGGCUUCAAACUGAAAGGACCCAAAAGAAGAAAAUGUGGUAUUACUGGAAAGUGGUCCAGGGCACCUAAAUGUCUAGGUUCGUUACACUCCAGCUCUUUAUGUUGUUUUUCGUCUCUCUCUGUCUUCCCUUUUUGUGAAACCAUGGACUGUAAACCACAAAUACUGGCACACAGCAAGAGUCCUUUAUAGAACCCCUUAUCUCCAUAUGGCCGUUUAGGCCAAAUGGUGUUUUACUCUCCGUUUAUUUAGGACUAUUAAUCGCUGUUAUUUUCUUUUUCCGUCAGGUCCUUGCGGGAAGCCCAGCGAUAUCCCCCACGCUCACGUUGAAGGUUCAAGUUAUGACUUCAAAGAUACACUCAGUUACACCUGUGUGAGAGGCUACAAACUUAACGGACCAAUCAACAGAAAGUGUCUCGAAAAUGGAGUGUGGUCUACAGCUCCGUCAUGUUCACGUAAGUCGUAAUGCGUCCCCCACGAUUAAAGUUGAAAACUAUUUAAUAGAUACUUAUCAUAUCUCUCACUACGUGGUCUGAUUGGUUAAUUUCGCGAGCUUUUAUCACUUUGCGGCCUACUUAAUUCCAAAGUCUGUUUGAAUUGAAAUUUUCACCCUCUAUUUGUACUGAUUUGCACAAUAAGUUAUGGAACCCUGUUUUUUCCGCUCGGAUUUAUGGCUCGCGCGCUUCACGCUUAAGCCAUAAAUUCGAGCAGAAAAAACUCAGUCUGUAACUGACAGCACAGACCGAGAAAACGAGUUUAAGAAGUGGCAUAUCUCUCCAAAUACCUCAAUUAAGUGACCAUAUAUUGAUGACAAUUACAGUGGACAACGGCCCAAGCCUCUUCAGUGUAAAGCAGAUAAAUUUCAAACAGAAAUGCUAUACCUCUGCAUUGUUCAUAUUCAUCCCUGCUUCCCACGUCAAAUUUGUUCUUAUGUUUUCCUCUCCCGCAAUAUAUUUCCACAGGAAUCCAAUGCGAGGAUCCUGGAAAGCUAACCAUGCGAAAUGGAAAUAUAACUUCAUAUGAAACCAAUUUCUUUUAUGGCGCAACUUUGUUGUUCGAGUGCAAUGAAGGCUAUGAGUUGAAAGGAUCUGAAACAGUCAGUUGCUUGGAAAAUGGCUGGAUACCUCGACGGUGGCCAUAUUGUAGCAGUAAGUGUAUUUGGUGAAACCCAGCCGAGGCAUUCAAUAGAAUGGGCGGAAGUAUCAUGUGAUACAAAACAAGAAAAAAUUCAUGGAGGGCGGAUUUUGGCCAUCAUCCUUAUCACUCAUAUCUUUCCAUCAUUUUCCUUAUUUUUUUUUUGUUUUGUUUUGUUUAGUUUUUUUUUUCACGUUUUUCUGUCUUAGAUUGACUUAUCUGCCAUGAGAGCUUUUUUUGGGACAUUUGAACCGUUCACUGGAUGAUGUGGAGUAUGCCAUUUCAUUCAUUAUUUUGAAUUUCUAAUUGAAAUCCAAACAGAGAAAGUUUGUCCUGAUCCUGGAAGACCAGAAGGAGGUCACCGAUUUGGAUACAGAACAGUUGGGAGUACGAUGCAGUUCUCUUGUCAAGCAGGAUAUAAACUCCACGGCUCAGCGGUGAGAACCUGUCUGGAAAAUAAGGAAUGGAGUGGAUCUCUGACUACAUGUCAAAACGGAAGUAAGUGGAUUUUACCGGUUACUAUGAUUGUUACAAGCUGUAUUGUCUUUCAUCGGUACAUCUGAAUUACGGAAAUGAACAAUGGCUCAUCUCACAUAACAGCAUAACAGCAAAGUGACGUUAACGUUUCAAGUUAUGAUAAAGAAGUCCUCGAAUCGCAAAUUUUAAAUUUCAAAACGUUUUUGCACCACCUAUUAUCAUUUUUACCCUUGUGUACCCCACGUACCGGAAGUAAGACAACUUGAACUCCAUUUUGAUUAUAUUUGAUGAACAGAUGAUGGAAAUUCUGUUGAUGAAUCGCAACCAUUAUUUCUUUAAACUGUUUAUUUUUGGCCGAAGAGACACGAAGUUUGAAUGGAACAGUGCUUUCAAUAAGAAUUGAAGAAGGUGGCUACAUUUGUGAAGCACCCGCCGGAGAAUAAUAUAAAUUACAAUUUCCCACUAAUAUCCCAUAACUUCCAUUCAGAAUAAAUUGGCUUCAAUAGAAGUUUUCGGUGUUACUUCCGUAGUUGAUCAUUAAGUAUUAGUCUCCUUUAAAACAAUUGUUUAACUGAUCAUUUUUUCGCCGGAAAUGUAUGAAACGUAUGCUCGAAUAUAUGAUAACACAAUAUUAAUCAUUUUCAUUAAAAGUCGUUUAUAAAGGUAAAAGUCGAAUGAAAGAACUCUAGAAGAACUCGAGGUGUUUUAGGCCUCACUCCGUGAGUUUGCUUGAAAGCAUACAAAGUAUACCCAGCUGACCCGGCGAUUUCCAACAGAAUACCUGCCGGAGCUCCGGCGGGUGCUGGGUCUUAUUGAAAGCAGUGAUUGAAAAAUGAUAUUCUUUCAGACACCCAUUGCCCGAUUCUUGGUAGUCCCGUAAGCGGACGAAAGUACGGUAGCAGCUACAACAAAGGAGACAUUGUGAAAUUCAAGUGCAAUCGUGGAUUUGUGCUGAAAGGUUCUGCGGUGCGGGUGUGUAGAGAGAACAGGACAUGGAAUGGCACAGAGACUUUCUGUAAAGGUAUAGAAUACUGCCCACUUUUUCCAUGAGUUUCUGUGUUAGAAAAAGUGUUGUUUUACUGAAAUAGAUUAGUUCUACGGAUAUGGCCUGAACAAAAAUGAAUGUUUCUUGUCGUUUAGAUUUGAAUCUCUUUUCAAGUUUUCUUUUUUUUUUUUUUUUUAAUUAGAUAAAGUCGAGGACAGUUUCGAAGAUGUUAACACAACGGCCUUCAAUCUUCGGAAGAAUCUCAUCGAUACCUUGUUGACGUAUACCAGUGUCAAUACAACGAACUCCUCCGGGAAUACUCGCGGGAGAGCAAUCUUCAAUCAGUACGAUAACAUGUUAGAUCUAGUAUUUGUGCUUGAUGCUUCCACCAGCGUAACAAGAGAAAAGUUUCAACUUGGUCUGAGAUUUGUGAAGAAGCUUGUAAAAUUCCUUUCAACAAAUAGCACGAGGUACGGGUUGAAAGUUAACCUUUCCUUAUGUUUGUGUUCGGGCACCUGGCUAGUCUGUAGACGUGAAAAUUAUUUACGAUUAUCGCUUUCCUCUCUUCGAAUGAUCUUCCACCAAACCUUCCAGGGGAGAAAUCACGACGAUGAAAAUUUCUCGUCAAUACACUCAACAUGAAGAAGCGACGGCCAGCCCGGGUUAUGCCUAACUUAUGUUUAACAUUUUUUGUAUCAGUAACACAAGUACAACAACAAAAUUUUUUCUACUGACGGAAGUUUUUCGCACAUCUAUGUUAAGAGGUAUUGCAACAGAAGGGCAAAAAUUUGAACAUUUCCAGCAAACUCGUUGAUUGGAUCUCCAAUUUGGGGCCGGUUAUCCUCGCAUGCGUGAACUUGAACUUUCAAUACAGUGUUAACUUGAUAAGUAAUGGUAAUAGGACUGAGUGGAGUCCAUUUCGGUCUGUAAUCAUACAAGUGAUUAACAAAAUCACGAGUAUGAUUACAGACAGAAUUGAAGAACACGAAGUCCUGUUACAAAGCUAUGACAAAAUUUGAGAAAGAAACUAGACAUCGGUUAGACAUUUUCCUAAAAAAAAACAGCAAAAGUUGACUCGGCGAAAUGCGAGACAACAGUGUGCGCACAUGACGCGUUCUGUCCACUUACACAGGCAUGACGUGUUAACUGUCCCUUUAACUGUCCUAUUACACUGUUCAAUUACAAGCGUGACGCGUACACUGCCUUAUUAGUGCUCAAAUCGGGCUGGUGAUAACUAAUCACGUUCGAGAAUUUUGUUGUAGUUUUGAUUAUCUUGUGUCAGCGUAUAACGGUAUUUUUAACCGACCCAAGAUAUCUUGAAUUUGGGACACUUCCUAGAUGUUGAAUUGUAGAAAAGUAUUAAUGUAGUGUGGACCUGGGAAUCUUGAACUUAUGCUUUUCCUCGGCCGUAAAUUUGUGCCCGUGUUUCACCGUAAUUUGGCGGCACCUCUAAGUGUAUAAGAGCAUCACCGAGGUUUUUAACCUGGAGCAGUCUUGAAAAUUCAUCAUCUCUAACUCUUGGAACACUUCCCCUAGGCUCCAGUACCCCUAUAUUUCUCUGAGAGUAAUCACGGUAGAAGCUUUUCCCCCCUUAUAGGGCUUUCAAAAAAAAAAUAAGGACAGCGGCUGUAACAUUUGGCACAGACGUUACACUACACUUCAAUUUGGGAGAUGAAAAGGGCAGCACAAUCCAAAAGACUCUUGCAGCUAUUGACGACAUACGUUUCGAAGGGGGAGCAACUGCCUCAGCUGAUGCUUUGAAAAAGGUCAAAGAUGUAGUGGUCCCUCACAAAAGGUUUGGCAGCGAUGGGGUGCUGAUAUUCAUAACAGACGGAAAAUCAAACACGGGGGGUCCUCCCCAAAAAUUAGCGGCAAAACUCCGCGAAGAAGAUGACUUUGAAAUAUAUGUUAUUGGUAAGAGGACCUUGUCUAAAGUAGCAGUAUUUCACUCACCUGUUUAACCUUAGGUUCAUUCACAUAGUCCUUGAUAAGCAGUUGAAUCAACUUUUUAGUGAAUAAUCUUCACCAAGAGGAAUUCGUUAACAGAAAUCAACGCUGCUCUUUGUCAUGGUCACGUCAUGGUCUUUUGUGACCAUACAAAAACAUAAUUUUGUAUGGUCAGACCUUCCUGGUUAAAACAAACAGUAUAUUAGUUUCCUUAUUUCCAAAUUUACAUGGGACCUCGUAACUUCUAUUCCCAUUCAAGCACAGUCUAGACCUUCUCUGAAAAAAUGAGAACGCUCCUCGUUGAUCAAUUUCUUUUGCAUUCCCAAAAUGCGUUGCGUUUUUUUUUAUUUUUUUUAAUUUUUAUUUUUAUGUUUAUGUUGCUAUGCAAAAUCCAGCCAUUCGCUAAAGUCAAGAUUCCUACGCCACGCGAUUGGGCUUUUUCUAACUUCAAGUGGUCCGGGCUUGCUGCUCCGCUCUAUCGCUUUUUGUUCUGAAAUUUUUUUUUAUUAGUUUUAUAACUUUAUUUUUUAUUAUCACAAGGAGUGGGAAGGGACGUACGUCAAACAGAACUAUGGCAAAUAGCGUCAUAUGGCAAGCGUAAUGUAGUACGCCUCAGAACUUAUGAAGAUCUUGAUAGAGUCAUUGACAAAGCAGUAAACACCUAUGUUAGUAAGUUGUGUUGGUUGUUGAAAUUCUAAAUAUUGCUAAUUUAUACUUCAAUGUUACGUAUAGUUAAAGCUCCCUUGAUUUAAAAGUCUUGACAUAUCAACUAAAUACCCCGAUCACACCAAAGCUUGAACAUAUUUUAUUACUGUUUUGUUAAACUUUUUUUGUUUUAAGUCGUCUACUUAUAGAAGGUGCUUAAACCAAUGUUUGUUAACUGAAAUUUAGCACACUCAAAAUACAAGUUAGUUAUUACUUGAAACUUAUGGAAAUUUAGGUUUGCAGAUCUCUGUUUUCAAUUGUCAUGCAGUUAAACCGAACUUUUUUUGCUGGUUUGAAUUGGGUAUGAGUGUUUGUUUGGCCAAUCGAACCCUCUUAUCGGUAAAUAGAAGGUUGCGACCAAAGAGGAGUAUGGAAGAAGAAGGUCGAGCGGAACUGAUUCUUUCCUUUCAAUAGGGAAAGUUAGUUUUCACACUCCUCCUUGGAAUACAGUACUUGUCUAAUAAGUUGAGUGCCGAACCCUGGAGACAAUGUCGAACCCUUUCCAAACGCGUAGUACUUUCGUACAAGAUAAUUGGGCUUUGGAAUGUUUCGCUCGGACGAAGGGCUAACUCUCGAAACGCUCAACUCAGCUGGUAAAAUCCAAUUAUCUUACAACACCCUCACCGAAGCAAUAUCACAGUUUCUUUAGAAACUUACCACCGUUAUAAAUUUUACUUUCUUACAGACUAUUCUUCGUGUGGAGAAAGUCAAUUUGACUUGCGCGGACGUAUCGUUAGUGGUGAAAUUUCAAGGAGAGGAAGGUGGCCCUGGCAAGUUGCAAUUUACAUCGUCACAAGUAAAGUUUAUUUCAUUGUGUGUUCUUUCAUGUAAAUAUUCAUAUCAGGCAAAAACGGCUGGGGGCGAUAAUCAGAGCAGUACCUCUUGAAAACGUACCGCCUGAAUUAACUGCCCGGCCACGGUUGUUCGAAGGUCGGAUAACGCUAUCCACUGGAUAAAUCUUUAUCCUGAUGUGGUUUUGCGUUUGCUAGAUUACCUAGUUUAUCGUCAGUAGUCGGAUAUUUACAAUAAUUGACGGCUCUUUCGAAGGGUCAGUUCACUCUGAAAUCUCAAAUCAUGAUAAAAAAAAAUCUAAACACUGGAUAAUUUCGAAGGUAAAAAAAUACAUGCUUUUUGGAGCAAACUUCUCCCUUAAUCCUUCACAUCCUAACAUCAGUAUGCAUAUUUUCCAUUUCUUAUAGAUAUUACUGACGAAGCUGAUUUGUUUAACAAUCGAAUGAUUCUUUCAGUUGCGAUCAUUUCCCAUAUUCUCGUGAUGUUUGAUUAAGAAGCGAUACUGUAAGAAGAAAUAAGAUGCAUGAGACAGUACUGAAGUGCCUCCUUUUUUCCACAAGUUUAGAUUAAUUUUAAUAACUUAAAAAAAUGCUUUAAGUGUUCUAUUCUACAAACAAGUAGAAAAACUGCUGACACAGAGAGCUCAGCAUUGAUUAAGAUGUUAAUUCUCCCUAUAAUAUCCAUACUUUAUCUACCAGACAGGUAUUGAGAAUAUGAAAACUUAUCAAGUAGAAGUUAUUUUGAUCUAACACAGAAUUCUCUUGACUAGUUUACAAAGAAAUGUGUAGCAACUGGAGGGAGAAUUAACAAUCAGAUCUUGGCAAAGCGCUCAAAGCGCUUUGCAUGUCAUUGCAAUUGAGUGCAGAGUAGAGUAGAGUAUUUAGGUUCAAAUUUCAAAAACAAGAGCGUGCUAGCGAUAAAACCUGUUAACUCAACUUUAAUUUCGUCUUCUUUCAGACUAUGAUUGGGCCGGACAACAGAAAUUCCACUGUAGUGGUUCCCUUAUUUCUCGUCAGUGGGUUUUGACUGCCGCUCAUUGCUUUUUUAAAAAGGAGAAAAACGAGGUCCGAAGACUUACCAGCCCGUCCUCGUGAGUUGUAGACCAACUGAUCUUUUCCCAGUCAAUGCAUCCAUAUAUUCAUUCAACCAUCCAUCUGUUCGUUAUCCAUUCAAAUGCUUAUCCUUUUCCUUUUAUUCCUUCCAUCCAUCUUGCCAUUCACCUCGCCCAUCAGUUCCUCCAUUCGUUGACAGUUGAUCCAUUCGCCUUCCAUCAACCCUUCCAUGGGUCUGUCUGUCUUCCUGUCUAAUAUCACCAUGCUCUGAUUUUUAUUCAUAUACUGAUCAUUAUAGUGUUAUAGUUAGAUCAAACAAAACGAUAUAAGUUCUCUGUACGAAAAAAAAAAUUAUAAUUCAGUUGAAAGUUCCUCGUUCAAAAGCUAUGCAUUAAGGAUAUUAGUAAGUGGAAGUUUGGAUCAUUUAAUCCGGCCUUUUCUUGCACUACUUUUGUUGGUAUUUUUCCCCUAUUCUUCAGUGUAUUCCAAGCUCAUGUUUUUCUUGUUCUCGUGUGUGACAGAAAGUGGGCCAUCAAAAAAUAAAAUGUUUUUUCGCUGUUGGUCUAAAAGCUACUGAAAUCAGUACCGCAAAGUUCUCGUUUUGAUUCUGACGCAAAAUAGUGUAAUGUCACACCUAUUCUUAUAAUAUUCUCAGAUACGUUUUGUACGCUGGUGUCCAUAACUUAACAAGGAAGGGAAAUAAAGAGACCACGCAAGAAAGAAAACCUAAGAAAAUAAUUCCUUAUGACGACGAUUUUGACUUCAGCUCGUUCCGAAAUGAUAUAGCUCUUGUGAAAGUCGAGCCGCCGUUUGAAUUGAAAGCGUUUGUGCGAACUGUGUGUUUGCCUGAGAAGGGUGAACCAGAUUUGGCAACUCCUGGCAAAUACGGCACAGUGGCGGGAUGGGGAGGAACAAAACAUGUUCCAAUUGGAGAAAGGGCUGAGACUCUCGACUCAUCAGAAGUGCUGAAACAUGCUUCUUUUCAAAUCCAAGAUGACCGGUUGUGUGUGAACAAAGCAAGCCUUAAAAUCGACUCUGCCAUAACAUUUUGCGCAGGGGAUGGUAAGGGCAAAAAUGACACUUGCCAAGGAGAUAGCGGUGGAGCAUACGUUCGAGAUACAAAAGUAGAAAAUGGCAAACGCCUUGCAUGGGUCGCCGCUGGUAUUGUAAGUUGGGGCGAUGGAUGCGCGGUUAAGGGGCAAUACGGAUACUACACUAAAGUACAUCCAUUUAUCGACUGGAUAAAGCAAAAAAUGAAACAUUAUAAAGAUUAGAAAAAUGUUCAAGUUUUUAUUGAAAUUGAGUCAACCUCCAACCCAUUGCCCACGAUGAGUUGUUGCUUGUUUAAGGCUUUUACUGUUCCCUUUUGACGAUUCUUUUUUACUAAUGGGCCACAGUGAUUACUUUGUUUUAUAGUCUUGCUGCUCCUAGAUCUGUAAUUGAAAUGCACUCAGUGUCUUUAAGAAAUGAUGACAGCAGUUUUUGUUAACAAUGACUUUUCAUUAUAAGAGGAUAUAAGAGGACGUGACAAGGUACCAAACUUUAAAGGAGAAUAAUCGAUUUUGGUAGACAGACGAUAUUCAUACAUGUAACUAUGAUUCCAAAGCCCCGAUUUUAAAGAAAAGUGUACUCUGAUAAUGAAGCCUUCAAUAUGUUUUUAAAAAUUUCCUUAAAUGGAAUAAUGAUGGCAGCAAAUUUUUUUUAUCCUUGUAACUUGAUGUCAGAUGAUAAUGGGCUCAGCGGUAUCUUGCUGUUUUUUUUCUUAGAUAAAGAAGUAAAUUAGUAAUA
Messenger RNA from Pocillopora meandrina, 10896 nucleotides. NCBI's taxonomy places the organism in Eukaryota, Metazoa, Cnidaria, Anthozoa, Scleractinia, Pocilloporidae. The record is from the annotation of a GenBank genome assembly.